Molecule: messenger RNA, 3026 nt
Organism: Oncorhynchus keta (chum salmon)
Lineage: Eukaryota; Metazoa; Chordata; Actinopteri; Salmoniformes; Salmonidae
Product: complement factor H-like
Exons: 15
Coding region: 54-2408 (784 amino acids)
Source: RefSeq, a predicted model, not a curated record
GGGGCUGGAACUCUGUAGACAAACAUUAACUUUGGGAUAGACACUGUUUAUUUAUGUUCUACUCCUUCCAUUUUUACUGCAUCUACCAUUUGAUCAACAUGAAAUCAUCUCUGACUCUGCUGUGUCUGGUGGUAUGGGUGAAUGUGGAUGCUUCAUCAGCUCAGACUGAAGUGAAAUGUAAUUUAUCAUUGCCACCAACAAGAGGAACCAGUUACACACCUGCUGACAGAAAUCUGUUCUUGCCUGAUGAACGUGUAACGGUGACCUGUGACUCAGGAUUCUGGAACUCUUUCUCAAGUAACACUGAAGAUACAAUAACCUGCAAAGAGGACGGAAAGUGGUCAUCUUCCACAACCGAUUGUGAACGGAUAACAUGUGGUGAUCCACGUGACCCUCUUGUGAGUUCUCCCUACUACUGGCAGCGGGGUCAAUUGAGAGGAACUCAGCGAUACAACUGUAGAACCGGAUUUAAAACCACAAAUGCCCGGGGUGUUGCCACAUGCACAAGUGAUGGCUCCUGGACUCCAGAACCACUCUGUGAAGAGAUUACAUGUGACAAGCCAGAUAUCCUAAAUGCUGUGAUUAAAGACCCGAAAACAAUAUACAAAAUCAAUGAUCUGCUCACUUAUGAGUGUGAGAUGAAUUAUGAACUAUUGGACAGUAUUACCAGACCUACUGCUACCUGUACUACAAAUGGCUGGACCAAGACACUUGGCUGUAAAGAAGUGAAAUGUAAUUUAUCAUUGCCACCAACAAGAGGAACCAGUUACACACCUGCUGACAGAAAUCUGUUCUUGCCUGAUGAACGUGUAAUGGUGACCUGUGACUCAGGAUUCUGGAACUUUUUCUCAAGUAACACUGAAGAUACAAUAACCUGCAAAGAGGACGGAAAGUGGUCAUCUUCUACAACCGAUUGUGAACGGAUAACAUGUGGUGAUCCACGUGACCCUCUUGUGAGUUCUCCCUACUACUGGCAGCGGGGUCAAUUGAGAGGAACUCAGCGUUACAACUGUAGAACUGGAUUUAAAACCACAAAUGCCCGGGGUGUUGCCACAUGCACAAGUGAUGGCUCCUGGACUCCAAAACCACUCUGUGAAGAGAUUACAUGUGACAAGCCAGAUAUCCUAAAUGCUGUGAUUAAAGACCCGAAAACAAUAUACAAAAUCAAUGAUCUGCUCACUUAUGAGUGUGAGAUGAAUUAUGAACUAUUGGACAGUAUUACCAGACCUACUGCUACCUGUACUACAAAUGGCUGGACCAAGACACUUGGCUGUAAAGAAAUAGAGGGAGCAUGUAUCAACCCAACUGUGAUGAAUGGAUUCAUAGUUCAGUCAAAUGAGAGGAAUGUUGAUCCCAGGAAUAGCAAGAUAUACUAUUCCUGCAAUGUAGGGUUCAAACCUUCUACCGGGGGCUGGUGGGGUGAAGCCACAUGUACUGAGGGAACAUGGUCUGGAAUAUUAGAGUGUAUUGAUCAAUCUAGAUGUGGCAGAAUCCCUGUCAUUCCCAACACAAGAAAGGUACCUCACAGUGAAGUCUAUAACAAUGAACAAACUGUUCAAAUUGAUUGCGAAGUUGGAUACACAUCUGAAACUAAGACUAUAAAAUGUAAGGAUGGAGAAUGGCAAACACCGUUACCAGCUUGUGGACUGCAAGACAUUACAUGUGAUCCUCCACCUAAAGUUGAAAAUGCAAUUGUUAAAAUCCUGUAUCAAAAUAAAUAUAUAGAGGGAUUUGAAGUGAAUUAUGAAUGUCGCAAGUCCUUUGAAAUAGAGGGACAUAAAAAACUUACUUGUGAAAAUGGGAGUUGGACAACUCCACCACCAACAUGCAAACAGUACUGUGGUAAGCCUGAGGGCGCAGGGAGGAGAAUGGAGAUUCCUGACCAAGUGCUGGAGAGAUACGAACAUGGGAACCAAAUAGACUAUACAUGCAUUAGCCCAUACAAAGGCCCCGGAGGAAAAGCAACUUGCAAGAAUGGAGAAUGGCACAUGCCAGUUGAGUGUAACGCAAGCUGUCCUGGUCCUCCUCCCAUUACUAAUGGAGAUUUCACCAAGGAAAAGAGAGAUGUUGAAGGUGUAAUUACAGAGGUGUCCUACCAAUGCAGCAGACAGUUUACACUGAGUUUCACAGGCAGCAUCAGAUGUCUGAAUGGAAAAUGGCAGAGUCCUCCAAAGUGUUUACGGCCUUGUGAGAUUUCCACUUUUGAUGCAGAGUACAAUCUACAGAAUUUACCCAAGAAAGAUUAUACUGCGCACGGUGAAAAAAAGACUCUUCAUUGCGAAGAGGGAUAUUACCAUAAAUUGAAACGUUAUUCACCAUGGAAUAUAGAAGAAAUUGCGGUGAAGUGUGAUGAUGGAGAGUUACAGUAUGGAGAACACAUACCUAUAUGUAGCCAUCGUUAUUCAUAGGUAGAUGAUGAACAUAAGGGAGUCAUGAUGUUCUCUCCAUCAAUUUCAAGAAUCCGUACAAAGCCGCCUUUUUAUGCAAGGAGAAGACCCAUUUGCUUUUGUGGUGUCUGUCGCUUGUUUAAUUUAGAUUUAGAAGAAAUGUGAGCCAUCCAGUAAUGGAAUACAUGUGUCUUUUCAACAUUUUACAUUGUAUCAUCAUUGAAACAAAAUAACAGUAUCUUUCUCAGCUUCACUAUAAUAACAGUACAGCUAUCUAAAGCUAGACUAAAAUGGUACAUUCGUUAUAUUAGUACAAAGUGAUGUGAUUGUGUGAAUAUCCUUCUAUCAAGUUUAUAAAUUGCCUGGCUGGGCUGAUGAGACAGUGGAUUGCGCAGUCAGUUGAAACAGAGUAAAUAGGCAUUUUAACAUCAUAGAUUCAGCCAGUGGUAGCUUGUGGAAUAGGCACCGGCUGGAAUGCGGUCUUAACCAAUCAGCAUUCAGGAUUAGACCGACACGCUCUAUAAUGUGUGAAUAUUCUCCUGUAUCUCCCAGCUGUGUGAUUCAUUACCUGAAGGUGAACAACUGUUAUGAUUGUGAUUGACCUUAUCAAGACAAUAAAGUUGUGGAAAAGAGAUGACA